AUCCACCGGCUGCCCAUGCCCAACCUCAAGGACGAGCUGCACUGCUCGGGGUGGAGCUCUGCCUGCGGCUGCUUUGACACUGGCAGCGCCAGGAGGAACAAGCUGGUGCUGCCCUGUCUGAUUUCCUCCCGCAUUUACGUGGUGGAUGUGGGCUCCCAGUGCCGGGCCCCCAAGCUGUGCAAGACGAUCGAGCCGGUGGACGUGUUCUGGAAGUGCAACAAGGGCUACCUGGCCGUGACCCACAGCCUGCCCAACGGGGACGUGCUCAUCGCCAACACGGGAGACCCCGCGGGCAACGGCAAAGGUGGCUUCGUGGUGCUGGACGGGGAGAGCCUGGAGCUGAAGGGCAACUGGGAGAACGAGUGCGAGGCCCCCCCGACGGGCUACGACUUCUGGCUGCAGCCGCGGCACAACGUGCUGGUCAGCUCUGCCGGGGCGGUGCCCCGCCGGGCGGGCCGGGGCUUCAACCCCGACGACCUGAAGAAAGGGGUCUUCGGGCGCCGCCUGAACGUGUGGAACCUGUCGUGCCGCAGCCUCACCCAGUGCUUCGACCUGGGCGAGGACUCGCUGCCCCUGAGCGUGAGGUUCCUGCACAACCCCGACGCCGCCGAGGGCUACGUGGCCUGUGCCCUCAGCGGGGUCACCUACCGCUUCUACAAGUGCGAGAGAGACAACUGGGCCGUGGAGGAGGUGAUUCGCAUCCCGCCCAAGGAGGUGUCGGGCUGGAUCAUGCCCAAGAUGCCAGCCUUCACCGUGGACCUGCUCAUCUCCCCGGACGACAGGUUCCUGUACCUCAGCAACUGGAUCCACGGGGACAUCCGGCAGUACGAGCUCUCCAAGAACUGCAAGCCCCGGCUGGUGGGGCAGGUGUUCGUGGGGGGCAGCAUCCUGCGAGGGGGCCCCGUGACCGUGUGUAGGGACGAGGAGCUCAAGUGCCAACCCGAGCCCCUGGUGAUCAAGUGCAAGCGGAUUUCUGGCGGCCCCAGCAAGCUGCAGCUGAGCCUGGACGGGCGCCGGCUCUACGUCACCAACUCCUUCUACAGCACGUGGGACAAGCAGUUCUACCCCACCAUGGUCAGGGAGGGCUCCGUGAUGCUGCAGAUCGACGUGGACACGGAGAAGGGAGGCCUGGCCGUCAACAAGAACUUCCUGGUGGAUUUUGGCAAGGAGCCCAACGGGCCCUGCCUGGCCCACGACAUUCGCUUCCCCGGCGGCGAUGCCACCUCCGAGAUCCUGCCCUAGGAGGGAUCCCGGGCCGGCUCCGCCCUUCCCUCCCCCUGCAGAGCCCCUGCUGGGAAAGGGCGGCGCCUGAGGGGCUUUGGGGUCCCUUUGGGGUCCCGGCUGAGGGGCUUUGGGGUCCCUUUGGGGUCCCGGCUGAGGGGCUUUGGGGUCCCAGGUGAUGGGCUUUGGGGUCCCUUUGGGGUCCCAGGUGAUGGGCUUUGG
Messenger RNA from Pseudopipra pipra, 1443 nucleotides. Its product is annotated as methanethiol oxidase-like. The coding region runs from base 16 to 1242 and encodes 408 amino acids. Gene Ontology annotation, molecular function: selenium binding. The transcript is spliced from 9 exons. NCBI's taxonomy places the organism in Eukaryota, Metazoa, Chordata, Aves, Passeriformes, Pipridae. The record is from RefSeq and is a predicted model, not a curated record.